AUGAGGGCGCCGCACGUGCAAAACACCGCCUUGCACGUGUGGUCUCAUGCACUUCCACCUGCCAGCUACAACUACUUCAUAAACGCGAAGCUGACCAGCUCCGCAGCUAAUUCCCGAUCCGUCACCGCCGAUCAGAGAAUGGAAUAUACCAGCGACGCCGUCAAGAUCCGCUCCGAAUUUUUGCAAACACUCCGCAGCCGCCGCUCGGCCGAAGUUCCUCUUUCUGUUGAAUAUGGGGAACCUGUUCGGGGUCCACUGUACCAAGAAACUCCUAGGCCAAACUUCAGCGAGGUGAUGGACUCUUGCCCGAAGAAAGAGAUUCCCAACUUUAAGGAACUGCUUCAAGAGGAGAACUUCUACCUGACAACUGAGGAGGGGGAGCAAGGACGUUUGCCUGUUCUUUUAUUGAAACUGAAAGCAAACAACGGUCAGAAGAGAAGGCCAGCUGUUGUUUUCUUACACAGUACACAUAAAUGCAAAGAGUGGUUGCGACCUCUGCUUGAGGCAUAUGCUUCUAGGGAUUAUAUUGCUAUAGCUAUAGAUUCACGUUACCAUGGAGAGCGAGCCAGAAGCCUAACGACUUACCGAGAAGCUCUGGUGUCAUCAUGGAAAAAAGGCGACACUAUGCCUUUCAUAUUUGAUACGGUGUGGGACUUAAUAAAAUUGGCAGAUCACCUGACCCAAAGGGAGGAUGUGGAUCCUUCUAGAAUAGGAAUCACCGGUGAAUCCCUUGGAGGCAUGCAUGCAUGGUUUGCUGCUGCUGCUGAUACUCGGUAUUCUGUGGUUGUCCCUAUAAUUGGUGUUCAGGGUUUUCGUUGGGCAAUUGAACAUGACAAAUGGCAAGCCCGAGUCGACAGCAUUAAGGCCGUCUUUGAAGAGGCAAGAAUCGAUCUGGGAAAGAGCACAAUUGAUAAAGAAAUAGUGGAGAAGGUGUGGGACAGGAUAGCUCCCGGUUUGGCCUCUCGUUUUGACUCUCCUUACACGCUCCCUGCAAUCGCACCACGCCCCCUGCUGAUUCUGAAUGGCAAAGAGGACCCUCGUUGCCCCCUUGGUGGACUGGAACUUCCGGAAUCAAGAACAAAACAGAAGUAUGAAGAAGCGGGUUUGAUCCAUAACUUUAAGCUGGUGGCCGAAGAGGAUGUCGGGCAUAGGAUGACAUCUUGUAUGGUGAGACAGGCAAGUGACUGGUUCGAUAAACACUUCAAUCCAUGA
This is a messenger RNA of Striga hermonthica, 1212 nucleotides long. Lineage: Eukaryota; Viridiplantae; Streptophyta; Magnoliopsida; Lamiales; Orobanchaceae. The record is from the annotation of a GenBank genome assembly.